AUGGUUGCCAACUACCACGCCCUCGAGCACCAAGGCUGCUCGCUGCCGCACCUCCUUCUGCUCUGCGCACCGCGCAUGGCCAUCCAGAUGGCGUGGGCGGCGCAGUGGGCGGCGUUCGGCCCGACGCUCGAGACGCGCCUCGCGUCUUGGGCCGUCCAGCUUGUCCAGAUCACAGGCCCGAUCACGGGACUGCUCGUGUGCCCCACCAUUGGAGUCUUUAGCGACCACUGCACCUCGCGCUUUGGCCGGCGCCGGCCGUUCCUCGUUGUCGGCACGCUCGCGACCGUCGUUGUCUGGGUGCUCAUGAUGUGCACGUCGUACAUUAGUGAUUCGUGGCGCACGGGCUACAUGGUCACGCUCUACGUCCUCAGCGGCGCCGCCGUCAAUACAGCGCAGGUGCCGGCGUCGCUUAUCAUUGCCGACUUUGCCGGCGACCGCCAAGUGACAGCGUACAGCAUUGCGCAGGCCUACAGUAUAGUCGGGUCGCUCGUCGUCUCGGGCUAUAUUUCGGUCUUUGGACCUGCGCACGAGUCGUUCAUGCGCUUCAUGGCCAUGCUGAUUGUCAUCUUGAUCGUGACCGUCCUCCCCGUCGUAUUUUGCGUCAAAGAGACGCCCUUUGUGCCCGAGACGCCGCUCCAAAGUGACGUCAAGAACGGGUUCCUUGCCGUCUACCAUGGUAUCAAGUUCCUUCCGCGGCUCCUUACCGUCUACUGCAUCGGCUUUGUGCUGCUCGAGUUUGGCUUUGCGGGCUACAACGGCAACAAGAACCAGUACUUUGGCCUCGUCCUCAACGACGGGAACGCCACGGGCGCCGACAAGUGCCCUAAAUGCGACGCGCCGCAGCAGCGCUACAGUGACGGCGUCUCGUUGGCGUCCGGCCUCGUCGACACGCUCCACCUUGCCUUUGGCUUGCUCUACCUCUUUGUGCUACCGACGAUCGUCCGCAAGUUUGGCGCGCGGCGCGUCAUCGUGUUUAGCAUUGUGCCGCAGACUCUCCUCGUGCUCAUCUUCUUUGUCCGAAGCAAGAUCCUCACGGCCGUCGUCGUGACUGGCAUGUCGGUGACCCAAAACAUGGUUUUUUCCAUGCAAAUUCCCGUAAUUUUGCAUGUCGUGGGGUACGGCGAACUCAACGGCCUCGGUAUGUUUGCCGGCGCCUUCAACUCGGCCAACUGCCUCGGCCAGCUUCUCACGUUUGCUCUGUCGCCGAUCCUUGUGACCACGUCGCUGACGCACGCGCUGCCGAUUCUUGUCGGCGGUGUCGUGACCAUUCUGGCCUUUCUCGUGGCAUUUUUCAAAUUUGACAUUCGCAUGACCACGGUCUAGACCACGGUUUAGACCAUGUCUAGUAUUAUUAC
This is a messenger RNA of Saprolegnia diclina VS20, 1355 nucleotides long. RefSeq lists its product as hypothetical. The coding region runs from base 1 to 1323 and encodes 440 amino acids. The record is from RefSeq and is a predicted model, not a curated record. Gene Ontology annotation, cellular component: membrane. Gene Ontology annotation, molecular function: sucrose:proton symporter activity. Lineage: Eukaryota; Oomycota; Saprolegniomycetes; Saprolegniales; Saprolegniaceae. The transcript has a single exon.